AUGGAAAUGGCAAUAUUACUUGGGGUUCUUUUGAUAUUUACCAAUUUGCUCAUCGAAAUUCAAAUGGAAGAGAUAACAACAAUUAAAGCAUCCCGCAAAAGUGAAAAUGAUAUAAUUUUCGAUCUACAUGAGAAACUAAAUGAACUGCAACUGAGGUUCAUAAAUAAUUAUCAGAUGUUGGAAGAAUCUCAACUGAAUUUGACAUUAUGUUUAAAUGGCAAUCCCCAAAUAAAUGGAAUUCUAGAGAAAAUACAGAAAUUGGAGGCGAAAGUAAAAGAAAUACGAAAACAGGAUCAAAAGCCCACAGAUGACAUUGUCGUUCAAAGGAGGAAGGAUGGUUCUGAGGAUUUCUUUCGCCCUUGGGCUGAUUAUAAACACGGAUUUGGUAAUAGUUCUGGAGAAUUUUUCAUUGGUCUCGAUAAGCUGAAUAAACUUACCAAUAGUCGUCCCUAUGAAUUGCUUAUCCGCAUCGAAGAUUGGGAUGAUGAUUGCCGUUUUGCACGUUAUGAUCAAUUUAUAAUUGGCACAGAAACUGAGAAAUAUAUCCUCAAAGAAUUGGGUAAAUAUAGUGGUUCCGCAGGAGAUGCCCUAAGCUAUUCAUUGGGUCAAAAAUUUACUACGAAAGAUCAAGAUAAUGACCACUGUUCAAAGAAUUGUGCUGUUGAAUUUACCGGAGCAUGGUGGUAUAAGAGUGCUCAUAGAGGUUUAGAAGAAACGCAACAAAAUCUUACACAAUGUUUAAAUGAAAAUCCCCAAAUCAAUGGAAUUUUAGAGAAAAUAAAUAAUCUGGAGAUGAGUGUAAAAGAAUUAAGAGAAAAUAUUAAAAAACCUGGUGACAUUGUCAUACAAAGGCGAAUUGAUGGUUCGGUGGAUUUCUUUCGUCCCUGGGCUGAUUAUAAAGAAGGAUUUGGUAACAGUUCUGGAGAAUUUUUCAUUGGCAUGGAUAAAUUGAAUAAACUUACCAAUACCCGCCCAUAUGAGCUGCUCAUUGUCAUGGAAGAUUGGGAGAAUGAUCGACGUUAUGCGAGAUAUGAUCAAUUUAUAAUUGGUACAGAAACAGAGAAAUAUAUCCUCAAGGAAUUGGGUAAAUAUACUGGCUCAGCUGGUGAUUCUUUGUCAUAUUCGUUGGGUCAGAAGUUCAGCACAAAAGAUCAAGAUAAUGACGUGUGGAAUAAAAAUUGUGCUGUUGAAUUUACGGGAGCUUGGUGGUAUAAGGAUUGUCAUAGAAGUAAUUUAAAUGGUAGCUAUUUGAAUGGCACAACAACAGAAUAUGCAAAAGGCGUGGACUGGGAAUACUUUAGAGGUCAUUAUUAUUCUUUAAAAUUUGUCGAAAUGAUCUUACGGCCCACUUAA
This is a messenger RNA of Musca vetustissima, 1353 nucleotides long. RefSeq names its product angiopoietin-1-like. Lineage: Eukaryota; Metazoa; Arthropoda; Insecta; Diptera; Muscidae. The transcript has 4 exons. The record is from RefSeq and is a predicted model, not a curated record. The coding region runs from base 1 to 1353 and encodes 450 amino acids.